AUGGCUAAGUUACACAAUUACUACGUACUUUGCCCUUUAAUAGACCAAAAAAGUUUUCUUGGCGUUGCAGAAGAUAAAGUAGAAGAACACGUAAUUGUUACUUUAGGACGAAAUGUGGUCAAUAAAUAUCAACUUUCAGACCAAAAGCAAAUUGGCGGAUGGACUUCAAAAGAUCACAUUACGUCCACAGUGGUCUUUGACAAGGAGCAGGAGAGCUAUGUUGGUGUUUUUAACAACAACACUGUUAAAAUUUGGAAAGAAGACUCUGACAACUUAGAUAAAAUUAAGAAGUUUAAGUUUCCUUUAAAUAUCUUAAAGAUAAUUCCGAGAAGCAAGCAGUCACCACUUCUUGUGUUUAGUAACGGUAACUGUGCAUCUCUACCAUACGCUUUGGACAACAGAAAGACUUACGAGAGCAAGUCACUGCUGAAGGACACAGAUUCAAUAGUUGAAACAGCUUCUUACACUAUCAACAAAACAGAUUUCAUUUGUUAUAUUGUAAAGAACAAUAAAGAUGCUUAUGAAAUACUGAACUGCCCACUACGAGAUGAGUUGGGUGACAUGGACAGAUCCAAGUUAACCAGAAUCAAAAUUGCGAGACCUGAUGAUGUUUAUGUUGUCGGAAAAUUUAUUUGCACUGAGGAGAAGAAUGCUGUUUACAUUUUAUGGAGUGAUGGCAAGAUGACAGUGUAUGACUUCAAGGACUGGAAAACAAUAGGCAGUGUACCUUGGGUAUCCACCCUGUCUAGUGUAUCUAUAGCCUGGAUGGGCAAGGACCAUCUCAUUGUAUUUGGAAGUUGUGCAGAACAAGAUGGAGCAAUCAUUAUAGCUUAUAAUAUAGUUCUUGGAGUUGGGUCAUGUCGGUAUCCAAUGAAAAUGUAUUCAGAGGGUGCCAAGUUAUAUUGCUUCCAUGGCCGCAUUGUUUUAGAAGCAUCCAACCAUAUUGGCAUGUUGCCAUAUGUGCUACAGAUAAAGAGAAACCUAUCAAGCCUCUUAGGAUCUCAUGAAAUUAUUCAAAAUGAAUGUAUGGAGAUUGCAAACUGGGAUUCUCCAACUGAACCUCAAUUCCCAGUCAAUGAUGACACAAAAGAACUUAUAAAGUUAGGAUUGACAGAAAGAAGUAUUUGUAAUAAUGUCAUACCACCACUACUGGAGAAAAAUGAUUUUAGAGCAGUGUACCAAACACUAAAGCAGUUCAAAGAUGUACCAGAAACAGUUCUAGUAGCAAUACUCAAGUAUGCUAUAAAUCUAGUAAACCCAAAUAAUAUUGAUGUCACUGAUGCUGAAGAAUUUGCAAAAUUAUGUUCUGGGGAACACAGUACAAACAAGGAUCGGAUAGUUCAUAAAGCUAAGUUUGAGUUGCUAAACUUUACACUACAAAUCUCAUUCAGUGAUGCUCUCAUCAUUCCACCACUGAGAAAUGGUCUUCGAUUGGAUGAUACUCUGUUUCUAAUGACCUAUAUGGCUCAUAUAUUGGUAAAUUCAGACAAAAAUAUGGAUACAGACUAUGAAAGCAAAUUAUUUGAUUGGUUUACUUUGUUAAUGGAUGCAUUUUAUCAACAGUACUUGAUGACAAAAGAUGCAAAAGUAACAUCAGUCUUGCAAAAUACACUGAAUGUUGUUGUAGACCUCAUUAAACAGAUGCACACAGUCAGUGAGGUGCUGCCCGUUAUACACAAGUUAUUGUCUGGUAAAAGGAUUGACAAUGAUGAAGGGUCCUUUCAUAUGCUAUAGAAUUAAUGCAAAUAUGA
Molecule: messenger RNA, 1751 nt
Organism: Spodoptera littoralis (African cotton leafworm)
Lineage: Eukaryota; Metazoa; Arthropoda; Insecta; Lepidoptera; Noctuidae
Source: the annotation of a GenBank genome assembly